AUGAGAGAACAAAUAACAUUUAUAACGUCGCAUUCGGUCAAACUGUAUCUUGACUCUGAUAGUUGCGUACUCCUUAUUAUAGAUCAAAAAAGCACCUUAACUUACGCUGGAAAUCACCAAAUCAUAAUCUUGUCAAUUAGUAAGAAUCUUACGGAUGUUUCGGAGAAUAUCGAAGAAAUUAUUUUCAAAUUUCAAUAUGGUUGCAGAGGAUUCAUUAUCGACACUAAAAAACCCUCAGUUAUGUUCGAAUUUAUCGAGGAAAAGAUAAAACAUAGUCUUGUGAGGUUUAACACAAGAAAAUACCUGAUUGUUGUCGAAGAAAAGAUUGAAAACUACGAUGAAAUAUUCAGAAAACUCCCUAGUUCUCGUUAUGUCUCGAAUUUGCUUUUCCUCGUUCAGAAAACAGCAGAAGAGUUUCAAUUCUGGUCCCCUAGUUUCGAAGGAAGUGCGGAUGGAAUCCGGUUUGAACAGGUUGACACUUGGUUAGCCCAAAAUGGUACUUUUCUUCUCGGAAACGAUCUGUUUCCUGAUAAACUGCGAGAUCAGCAAGGGAGGUAUUUGAGGAUGGCUUGCUUCCAUUAUGCUCCUUAUACAAACUGUGGUGGGGCCAGCGAGCUAAAUGAAUAUUAUGGAACAGAAUUGAAGCUAGUGAUAGAAUUCACGAGGCUGUAUAAUUUGACCCCAAAGUUCGUCUACAAUGACAUCGAAGAGGAAUUAUGGGGUGCAUUGUACCCCAAUUGGACAGGAAGUGGACUUAUGGGUCGGGUAUUGAGAGAUGAAGCUGAUAUAGCUUUCACUGCAUUUUACAUAUGGGAAUUUGUUUAUCAUUAUAUGGACCUGUCCAUGCCUUAUAUUAGAAGUGGAAUAACUUGCUUGGUCCCAAAGCCAAAGAUUCUGAAUGGAUGGCUCACUCCACUUUUCUCUUAUAAAGCAACUUUAUGGAUCUUAGUAAUUGCUAACUUUGUAUUCAAUGUGCUCCUGUUAUUUCAUAUAGUUUCGCACCUACAGAAGGAAUACGAGUUCAACACAAACAAACGAGCAUCUUUUAUUUUGUUGGAUGCUUUUUGGAUACUACUGAAGAUUUCCCUGGGUCAAACUUUUCAUGGCAGAAAGAAUUCGUUCAUUAUCAUUGAAAGAUUAGUCCUCGCAUCUUUUUUUUUAGUUUAUUUAAUACUGAAUUCCGCCUACUUCAGUGGUUUAGCAAGCAUCAUGACUGUGCCGAGGUAUGAAGACCCUAUUGAUACAAUUUCGAGCUUAGCUGAAUCUAAUAUUGAAAUUUCUGGGUUAUUUGAAGAUUGGAUUUUAUCUAUCAAAGAAAUAAAAGAGGAUGCAUAUGGACGAAUUGUUCAAAGAUAUACAGCUGCUUCCGAAAAAGAGCUGAGAAUUCUAUCCAAGCAAAGUAAUCGUGCAUUUUUUAUGGAACGUUUGCCAUACAGCACAUAUGGAAUAAACGACUUCAUGAAGGCGGAUGUUAUUGAAAAUUAUCAUUUAAUGAAGGAAGACAUUUAUUGGGAAUACACAGAAUUUUUUCUGAGGAAGAGCUCUGAACUAGCUCCAAGUUUUGAUAUAUUUAUUCUCAGAGUAUUGCAAUCUGGGAUUACUUCACAUUGGCAAAGAAAGGCAGUUUAUCGUUUUUUGGAUCCCAAAGUACAAAAAAUAGUGACUAUGAUGGAUGAUAGCAACGUAAAUCAAGAAGGCGCGAUCAAAUUGAAAUUUUCGCAUAUUGAAGGUUCUUUUGCUCUGCUGUUCAUUGGCUAUUUUUUAUCAGUAGUAUCGCUCAUCACGGAGAGACUUAUUUAUCGCACAUGAAUAAUAU
Messenger RNA from Coccinella septempunctata (seven-spotted ladybird), 1816 nucleotides. RefSeq names its product probable glutamate receptor. Gene Ontology annotation, cellular component: membrane. Gene Ontology annotation, molecular function: glutamate-gated receptor activity. The coding region runs from base 1 to 1809 and encodes 602 amino acids. The record is from RefSeq and is a predicted model, not a curated record. The transcript has 10 exons. Lineage: Eukaryota; Metazoa; Arthropoda; Insecta; Coleoptera; Coccinellidae.